Ooceraea biroi (clonal raider ant) is the source of this 1991-nucleotide messenger RNA. Its product is annotated as tubulin polyglutamylase complex subunit 2. NCBI's taxonomy places the organism in Eukaryota, Metazoa, Arthropoda, Insecta, Hymenoptera, Formicidae. Gene Ontology annotation, biological process: protein polyglutamylation. The record is from RefSeq and is a predicted model, not a curated record.
AAUAUCACAGGAUAAGGACUUCAAGAAGAUGUCAUUUUUCGUGGAUGUCGUAACUGAGGAUUCGUUCUAUGAAAAUCUGACUCUCGGCAUAAUCAAGUUUCUUGAGGAUUCACCGUGUGUGAAAAAUGUGCGAAUUGAAAGGCGAAAUGGCUGUGAUCCUAGUGUCAUUGCCAACUGGGAACAACGCCAUUGUUGCGUGCUCCCUGAGGACAUUCGAAAUUUCUACACCUCCAUUGACGGUUUCCUGCUGCAGUGGAAUCUUGAAAUAGCAGGUGAGGAAUUCUCAAUAGGAUACAUGGAGGUUGGUUGUCUAUCAUCUUUGAAGAGGUACGGCAGUAAGGAUCGGCAGAUGGGACCGUCAGCGCAAUCAAUUCAAUCGGAGAAUGUCAACACAGACCCAUCGGACUGCGUGAAUGUGAACACAUUUCCCGGAAAUUUGCGCGACUGUAAGCUCUUCGAGAUUAGUCAAUGUUUUCCAGGGCCUGAAAGUGGCAAGAUCUAUCUAACAUAUCGUUCCAAGCGAGAACAAGACUCGCCGGGUAUCUGGCUCCAUCACCAGACUGGUAGCUGGCAUCAUCUAGCCGAUAAUUUUACUACAUAUUUCCGUAUGAUGCUAGUUCACUUAGGCUUGCCACUAUGGCAGCAUUGCGUAGUUAAAUUACCUUUGCCCACAUGGAUCGAACAGGCAUAUUUUUUAGUUGGACCUCAUUUGUUGCCCACAAUUAUUAUGCCUACUGAAACCAUGUCCACAUCGUUAUGGAAUAAUGGACCCACUAACGUCCUUGAUCCAGCUAUCUUUAAGCUUACUAAAGAUAGUAAACAUAAAAAUAUUCGCAAGAAAUAAGCUGCUGCAUUGAUAAAACUUGAAAUUUUUAUUUAAAAUCAAACUUCUUAUCAACAUUCUAUAAAUUCUGGAUCUCAAGCAAAUUUGGCUUUGGAGAUUUUAUAAUAUUCGAAUAUUGUGGAAUUGAAAUAUUUCAUGUUUAAAAUUAGUUUCACUUAAUAUUUUGUCACUGGGUGAUGGUAUUUAAUAAUAGCUAUAUGUGUCUUUAUAUAGCACGAUUAAUAUGUCACUUAAUAUCGCGUAUCUACAUAAUUAUAUGUAAUUAAUUCAUCAAUCAAUAAAUGAAAUAAAUUUAUCAAUCAAAAUGAAAUACAUCAAACGUUUCAGAUCUGUCAAAUAUUAUAAAAUGCAGAUGAUUAUUAUUAAAAAAUUGAGUUAUAUAGUAUUUAGACUUCUUAAAUUUACUUUGAAAUUGUGUAUAAUAAUUAAAAAAUGUAAAAAAGUAUAUAAAGAAUAAAUAUAAAUUAUAUAAUAAAUCACAUUAGAUAUAAUUAUAUUAUGUAAUAAAUUUUAUUAGAGGUGCAAAUUAUAAUUCAAUGUCUUUAACAAUAUGUCUCCUCAGUUAUUAUUUCCAAAUUGGAUAUUUACCCAUGCUUUUUUAUUAAUUUAAAGUGUUACUAAUAACGUUUUAAAAUACUCCUUCACACGAUGAAAUGUACAUAAUUCCAAAAAACAACAAGACGAAGAAUCUUUUUUCGACUUAUUUUACAUUAUUAGUUUUAUACUUGUUGUCCAUUAUUUUUAUUUUGUAGUACUCAAAUACACGGUAAUUUUAAAAGAAUGAAAUAUUGACAGAGAAUGAAAUAUUCUAAUUCCAUCAGUUUUAUUCUGAAUAAUGCAAAAAACCUGUAAAAUUUGGUGAUAUACAGAAAUUUCUUUCUUCCUUCAUCAUCAAUCCUUGGCCCAGUUGGCACCGUAUUGACUAAGCGCAAAAACGCCCAAUUGGCAACAAAGUUGGCUGUGCAAACAUCUUUUCUUUUUCGUUGUUUUACUUUCACUAUUUUCUUAUUAUUGCGCAAUAUCAUAUAUUGUCUGAUAAAUGUGCAGUUAACUCUGCUUAGUAAAUAUUUGACAAAAACGUUUAUUACAAGAUUAUUUAAUCAUUUUUAAAUAUAUUUUUACUUUCGUGCUUCUUAAUAUAACCCAA